Messenger RNA from Saccoglossus kowalevskii, 760 nucleotides. RefSeq names its product centrosomal protein of 85 kDa-like. The record is from RefSeq and is a predicted model, not a curated record. Lineage: Eukaryota; Metazoa; Hemichordata; Enteropneusta; Harrimaniidae. Gene Ontology annotation, cellular component: centrosome.
AAAGAUGCAGAUCCAUCACAUGCAAGAAGAGUUGAGAAAAAGAGAAUCAGGCAGAUUGCAGAUGGUUGGUCUUAACCAUGGUGAUGAAGUUAUAAAGAUGCAAGAAUACCAGUAUGAAACUGCUGCAUUGAAAGCUCACAUAGCUGAGUUAGCGUCAAGUCAGAAUACAGAUAUACAUCAAAUGAGUACACGACUUGGCCAAACAGAGUAUGAACUUGAAGAGACACAAACUGCUUUAAAGCAAUUAGCAUUGGCAAAAAAGAGAGAAGCUGAUCUGCUCCAAAAACAGAUAAAUGAAAAAGAAGAACAGCUUGAUGAAUGGACAAAUAAGUUCCAACUUUUUAAUGAUAAAUAUGAUAAAUUGAAGAAUAGAAAUGACACACUUGAAAGAUAUUUGGAAGAUUUGCCAACUGUUGAAGACACAAGAAGAAGUCGUAUGAAUUGAAACAUUUGAAAAAUAAAGACAGCAUUCUAGCUGAAAAGAUAAAUCAAUUAGAAAAAGAAGUUGCCGAAACAAGAAGAAUAAUUCGGUCAAAAGACAUUAAAAUUUGUGCAUUGGAAAGUCAGCAUAGUGACAUGAAGAUAAAUAUGGAAGGACUUGAAAAUAAACUUUCUAAAGUGGAUCUUAAAAAAGUGAAAGUGAGCAACACUGGUGAGAUGGAUGAAGACGAUAUUGAAGACUUGCAAUAUGAACAUCACAAUAUGAAAGCUGAAUGCACAAGACUGAAAAAGGUAAUAAUAAAAGCAGACAAGUGUGACA